ACAGAUGGGGGGGGGGGGGGGUGGGGAGAGGGAGGGAGAGGGUGCGUGUGUGGGGCGGGCCCUGUAAUUUGGGAUUUCUCCGUCCUGCCACGGCGAGCCGUCUGACAGUCCAGCUCUCCGGCAGCCGGAGAUCGCAGCAGAAGGGAGGAACGAGGCUCCUGAGCGUGCGGGCGCCGGGUUCGACGGGGAUCUGCCGAGAGAGAGCUGCUCCUCUCAUCCAGAAGCGACCAAGUGUCGGAGUCUGCGAGCUGCAACCAUGGGGGUUCUGGGACCGCUGCUCCUCCUGGUCCACCUGGGGAUGGUCCUGACGGGGAACGGGAGACCCUCUCAGCCUCGCCUGCGGUUCAGCCACGCAGAGCUGGUGAAGAACGGCCGUCUGCUCACGUUGCCGCUCCCGGCGGGGGACCUGCACUCCCUGCUCGUAGAUGAAGACGGCAGGCGCCUCUACGCGGCUAUGAAGGACAACCUGCUGGCCACGAGCCUGGAUGACAUCACCCAAGGUCCCCGCAAGAUCUACUGGCCCGCCAGCCCAGAUCGGAUCCAAGAAUGUCUGAUGGCCGGGAAGGAUCCGGAGACGGAGUGCGCCAACUUCCUGCGGGUGUUACAGCCUUACAACCACACCCACCUCUACGUCUGCGGGACGGGGGCCUUCAACCCGAGAUGCGCUUUCAUUCCCACGGCGGUUUUCUUCAAGGGUGACAGACAGGCGGUGUCUCCUGGGCAGACAGAGUGCGGGAAGGGCAAGUGUCCAUACGAGCCGCACCAGAGGACUGCCUCGGCCAUCAUAGACGGAGAGCUGUACGCCGGAAUCUCCUCCGACUUUAUGGGCCGGGACACGGCGUUCUUCCGCAGCCUGGGCAGCCGUCACGUGAUCCGAACGGAGCAGUACGAGUCCACCUGGCUGCAGGACGCCCAGUUUGUCAAAGUGGCGGCGAUCCCGGAGAGCGACAACCCCGAGGACGACAAGGUGUACAUGUUCUUCACGGAGCGAGCUCAGGAGGCGGAAGGGGGUGCCGGGAAGGUUCUCUACUCCAGAGUGGCGCGUGUUUGCAAGAAUGACAUAGGAGGCCAGCGUAGUCUGGUGAACAAAUGGAGCACCUUCCAGAAAGCCCGCCUGGUGUGCUCCAUCCCGGGGGAAGACGGCAUCCAAACGCACUUCGACCAGCUGCAGGACAUCUUCCUGCUGCACGGGAAGGACAAGAUGAGCCCUCUCAUCUACGGCCUCUUCGCCACCACCAGUAACGUGCUGAACGGAUCAGCGGUCUGCGUGUACCGAAUGCAGGACAUCAUCCGGACCUUCAAGGGUCGCUUCUCCCACAAGGAGGGCCCGCAGUACAAGUGGGCCGAGUUCACGGGCAGGGUGCCUUACCCACGCCCCGGGACGUGUCCCAGCAGCACAUACGGCAACCACCUCUCCACCCGCGACUACCCCGACGACGUUAUCUUCUUCAGUCGAACUCACCCUCUCAUGCUGGAGGAGGUGUACCCUGUAGGGGAGCGCCCCCUGCUGGUGAGGGUGGGCGUGCCCUACAAGUUCACCUGUCUGGGGGUGGACCGCGUGGAGGCCGUGGAUGGCCAGUACGACGUCCUGUUUGUAGGCACAGACUCGGGCGAGGUGCUGAAGUCCAUCCACGUGCCCAGGGAGCAGCCUGGAGGCCAGGAGGUGAUCCUGGAGCAGCUGCAGGUCUUUAAGGGCAAGUCGCCCAUCAGCGCUAUGGCCAUGUCUAAGAAAAGGCAGUGGCUCUUUGUGGGCUCCUCCGAGGGUGUGGCCCAGCUGGCCCUCUUCCAGUGUGAGCUGUACGGUCAGGCCUGCGCGGAGUGCUGCCUCGCCAGGGACCCCUACUGCACGUGGGACGGACACGCCUGCAGCCCCUUCGUGGCCACGGCACGCAGGAGGAACGCACGUCAGGUCGGUGACGCCGGAGACCCGCUGAUGCAGUGCGUCCGGCAAGGAGGUGGUGCCGGGGGAGCAGCUUGUGACGAUCGACAGGGGGCUUCUGAUCCGACGGGCGGAGCUGUCCCACUCGGGGGUGUACCACUGCCAGCUGGAGGAGCACGGCUUCCACUGGACUGCCGUCAUCGUGAAGCUCGGCGUGGUGAGCCCCUCCUCCGCGGGACUGCCCUUCCAGGACGCCCUGGCCCUGGGGCAGCGCUGCGCGGAGCUCUCCAGCCGCCCUUACCAGGACAGGGGCCGCAAGAAAGGAGGCGACUCGGGCGGCCAGAAGCAGAAAAACCACGGGAAAGGCCGCGGAGGAGGAGGAGGAGUAGGAGGAGUAGGAGGACGGGGGAGGAAGAGCAGGAGCAAAGCUCACACCCCUGGGCCACGGCUGCCGCGCAGUGCCUAGAGAGACACAUGUUCUCACGCGCGAUCUUGCUUUGGCUCUCCCCGUACGCACACACACACACACACACACACACACACACAUGAUGUGGCUAUAGGGGCCAUUCUGUCCGAGCAGCGUAGAGACGGACAAGGGCAGAAAGGAACUUAUACACAUGUAAUAUUUAUUAGAGACGUGACAUUAUGUCGCCUGCUACUGGGGACACGGCGUUUGCUGAUGGACCAUGUAGCGGAGUUCAUCCGGAGCAAAGGAUCAUGGGAGACUUGUCUGAAGGACCGGAGACAAAGUGGGGGGGGGAUGUCGGAAUAAGUGAGGGUGCUCCUCAAGGACUCUUCCAAUGCCAUCACUUCUAGGGCAGAGGACAAGUCCUCAAAGAUUUAAAAAAAAAAAAAAAUGUAUAUUGCUAUCCUAACAUUUAGAAUGUAUGAACAUUUUUCCCUCUGUUUUCAGGGUUUGGUUUGCUACUUUCACAACGCAGUCGAGCCGCACACCUUUCUUCGGGGAUCUUGGAUCCUCCUCCUUAGUUUUUCAGUUAAUUUAUUUUUCAGCAAAUGUUCAUCAUAAAACUCUGCAUGAAUCGAGGUGUCUCCUUGGAACCCGGUAUCGGGAUAUUACGUAAAUUGGCCUGAACCGGUUUCAAGUGGUAUUUACUGGGCACCUGCGGACCUGAACUGAGCUGAGCAGACACGGCGCUAAGUUUGUGAACUUGGCGAGGUUAUCGAUAAACGUGGGAACAAUGAAUGCUGAAACGCUGAUAAAUCGAUGCACUGUUGAAGGACUGAUCGGAGAAAAAAAUCAUAUCAUAAUGUAAAAAUAUUCCACUCUUCUGUUAGUGCAGAACAUUUAUAUUGAAUAUUUAACUUACAAGCAUAGAUGAGACUGAGCAUGUUAUUACUUCCGUGCUUGUUAUGUACUGCAAUGAGCCUGUUCUUCCUGUAUUGAUAUUAUUGUUGACUGAUGACUGUUGUGAAACUGAUGAGCGAGGCCUCCUGUUCAAGCUACGAUCGGAGCCCUGCGAGCGGCUUGGGACCGGAGGACGGUCUGGGUACGUGCGGGGCUUCGGAUGGGAACGUUUUAUUUUUUGCGCCGUGGAGAUUUAUAGCGGCAGUUCACCUCGAGGUGCGAGAUGGUCAGACCCGCUAUGUAUUGAUGUACAGUAUGCGUUAUGCCACCGUUUUAUACACGAUUUUAUCAUUUUUUUCCAUGCGCUUACGGAACAGAUUGUUGUUGAGAUGCCCUGUAUUUAAUACCCUAUUUCCCUACAGACAUUCCUCUUUUUGGUACAUUUCCUAAAAGUAAACUCAGUCUUACUGAGGUUGUCAGAAGAUCCAUGGUUAAUUCACACAUAGUUAUAACCAGUCACACACACACACUGACUGAAACCACUUGUCCCAAGCGGGGUCACGGUGAGCCGGAGCCU
This is a messenger RNA of Scleropages formosus (Asian bonytongue), 3762 nucleotides long. It is a transcript of the gene sema3h, whose product is annotated as sema domain, immunoglobulin domain (Ig), short basic domain, secreted, (semaphorin) 3H. Bases 257 to 2428 code for a protein of 723 amino acids. The record is from RefSeq and is a predicted model, not a curated record. The transcript has 16 exons. Gene Ontology annotation, biological process: negative chemotaxis; neural crest cell migration; motor neuron axon guidance. Gene Ontology annotation, cellular component: plasma membrane; axon; glutamatergic synapse. Lineage: Eukaryota; Metazoa; Chordata; Actinopteri; Osteoglossiformes; Osteoglossidae. Gene Ontology annotation, molecular function: semaphorin receptor binding; chemorepellent activity; neuropilin binding.